AUGGGUCUCCCCGCCCACCUGAUCCCAGCUCUGGUCUGCUUACUAGCAUGUAGCAGCAACUUCAUCCACGGACGCAAUUUCAACAUCACCUUACAAGAGACCAUCAAGACGCUGAAUAUCCUCACAACAAGAAAUGAUCCACAGUGCAUGGAGCUGCCCAUAGCCGACGUCUUGGCCGCCCCAAAGAACAUGACCGAGAAGGAGACCUUCUGCAGGGCCGCGGUGGUGCUGCGGCGGCUGUACAAGCACCACAACUGUGAGACCCAGAGGUUCCUGAGAACACUGGACAGAAACCUCAACGGCAUGGCCAACAAGAUCACGUGUUCCGUGAAUGAAGUCAGGAUGAGUACACUGAGAGACUUCCUGGAAAGGUUAAGGAGGAUCAUGCAGCAGAAAUACGCAAGGGGUUGA
Molecule: messenger RNA, 411 nt
Organism: Phyllostomus hastatus (greater spear-nosed bat)
Lineage: Eukaryota; Metazoa; Chordata; Mammalia; Chiroptera; Phyllostomidae
Gene: IL4
Product: interleukin 4
Exons: 4
Coding region: 1-411 (136 amino acids)
Biological process (GO): positive regulation of mast cell degranulation; positive regulation of MHC class II biosynthetic process; positive regulation of amyloid-beta clearance
Cellular component (GO): extracellular region
Molecular function (GO): interleukin-4 receptor binding; cytokine activity; growth factor activity
Source: RefSeq, a predicted model, not a curated record